This is a messenger RNA of Terrapene triunguis (Three-toed box turtle), 3216 nucleotides long. Its product is annotated as ETS transcription factor ERG. Gene Ontology annotation, molecular function: protein binding; sequence-specific DNA binding; DNA-binding transcription factor activity, RNA polymerase II-specific. The record is from RefSeq and is a predicted model, not a curated record. Gene Ontology annotation, cellular component: nucleus. The transcript is spliced from 11 exons. Gene Ontology annotation, biological process: regulation of transcription by RNA polymerase II; cell differentiation. NCBI's taxonomy places the organism in Eukaryota, Metazoa, Chordata, Testudines, Emydidae. The coding region runs from base 360 to 1820 and encodes 486 amino acids.
UCUGUGUGCUAUGCUCAAUAAAACUGCACGUUAAUAGUAAGCAAUUAAUACAUUAUGUAGCCCUGCUUUAAAAACCGAGACACCUUUAAUUAUGAUUAUUGUUAUGAUCAUUAAAGGAGUACUCGAUUUUCUUCUUUAUAUGCUUUGCUCUCGAUUCCGACUGUUAGCUGGGGUUCCUAGCUGGGAAAGUGCAGGAGAGGUGUCUUUCAGAACAUGAGUGAGAGCAGCAUGAAAUGAACAGAAGGAACAUUGCACAAGAUAAAGUAGGGAAAAUGCAGUUUCAGCACGGAGAUAAGAGACAAAAGACACCUCGCUGCCUUGGGGUUUGAACUGGUAAACACAUUGGCCUCUUAAAGGACAUGAUUCAGACUGUCCCAGAUCCAGCAGCUCAUAUCAAGGAAGCAUUAUCAGUAGUAAGCGAAGACCAGUCCUUGUUUGAGUGUGCCUACGGAACGCCACACCUUACUAAGACAGAGAUGACUGCCUCCUCUUCCAGCGAAUAUGGGCAGACAUCAAAGAUGAGUCCGCGUGUCCCCCAGCAAGACUGGUUAUCACAACCACCAGCUAGAGUCACCAUCAAGAUGGAAUGUAACCCAAAUCAGAUUAAUGGGUCAAGGAAUUCCCCUGAUGACUGCAGCGUGGCAAAAGGAGGGAAGAUGGUCAGUGGCUCAGAUAAUGUCGGGAUGAACUAUGGAAGCUAUAUGGAAGAGAAACAUGUUCCACCACCAAAUAUGACAACUAAUGAACGAAGAGUGAUUGUUCCAGCAGAUCCUACAUUAUGGAGUACCGACCAUGUACGUCAGUGGUUGGAAUGGGCCGUGAAGGAAUAUGGUCUUCCAGACGUUGACAUCUUGUUGUUCCAGAACAUUGAUGGGAAGGAACUGUGUAAAAUGACCAAAGAUGACUUCCAGAGACUCACCCCAAGCUAUAAUGCAGAUAUCCUCCUCUCACACCUACACUACCUCAGAGAGACUCCUCUUCCACAUUUGACUUCAGAUGAUGUUGAUAAGGCCUUACAAAACUCUCCACGGUUAAUGCAUGCUAGAAACACAGGGGGUGCAGCUUUUAUUUUCCCAAAUACUUCAGUUUAUCCAGAAGCAACACAAAGAAUUACAACCAGGCCAGAUUUAUCAUAUGAACAAGCCAGAAGGUCAGCAUGGACAAGUCAUAGUCACCCUGCUCCUCAAUCAAAAGCUACCCAACCAUCAUCAUCAACAGUGCCCAAAACAGAAGACCAGCGACCUCAGUUAGAUCCAUAUCAGAUUCUUGGACCAACCAGCAGCCGUCUUGCAAAUCCAGGGAGUGGACAGAUACAACUGUGGCAGUUUCUGCUGGAACUUCUGUCUGAUAGCUCCAAUUCCAAUUGCAUUACCUGGGAGGGCACCAAUGGAGAGUUCAAGAUGACUGACCCUGAUGAAGUAGCCCGGCGCUGGGGAGAAAGGAAAAGCAAACCCAACAUGAACUAUGACAAACUCAGUCGUGCACUCCGUUACUACUAUGACAAAAAUAUUAUGACUAAAGUCCAUGGUAAGCGUUAUGCCUACAAGUUUGACUUCCAUGGAAUAGCUCAGGCCCUCCAGCCUCAUCCUCCAGAGUCAUCCAUGUAUAAGUAUCCAACAGACCUACCCUACAUGAGCCCCUACCAUGCACACCCUCAGAAGAUGAACUUUGUAGCUCCCCAUCCUCCUGCUUUACCUGUAACUUCCUCCAGCUUUUUUGCUGCCCCUACUACAUACUGGAAUUCACCAACUGGAAGUAUCUACCCUAAUACUAGGCUUCCAGCCACCCAUAUGCCUUCUCACCUUGGCACCUACUACUAAGUAGGAAAAAAAUAAGAGACACUUCUCCAUGGAAUAUAGUACCCAAUUAAUUAUGAUGAACUAUAUUGGAGAACAUGAAUUAAAAAUGCCUAAAGAGACAUGAAAAAGUUUGACUUGUGGGAAAAUGUCAAAAAGACUCUUUGUAGUAGGGAAAGUAUUCAAGAAGUAUAAAGAUGCUAAAAUGUAAUGUAUAUGGGCAUCGAAUCUGUGGACCAAACAACAAAAGACUGUUGUAGGUAAAAGCAUGAAAUGAUAAGGACAACCUACAAAAGAAAGUGGUCUUAAAAAGUUGAUAAGCUUCUGUGUAAAGUUUGAUAUCUUGCUAAUGCAAACUGGGACUAUACUACAGCAAUAUAAGGAUCAUUCUAUAGUGACCUAACAUACAGUAUAUGAAUUCAUUAAAAACAAAAAACAACAAAACAAAAAAAACCCCAAACCAAAAAAAACCACCUGUAUUUAAAAAAAUGGAAACAUAUCAAAAAGACUGGUUGAGUGUGGAAGCUGAUUUCGAAUACAACAGCAUUGUUUUUGGUUAAACUCAAAAGGCAUUCCAUUCAUUGUAAAGGUAUCAGCUAUUUCAAACUGUGAAGACAACCCAAGCUUUAAGAUUCCUUGACAAUACUACAGGAACCCUGAGCCAAACAUUGGAAUUGAGAAUGUGCUGGAAGGCAAGAGUAUGAUUGUAGAUCAAGGGCCUGCAUCUGAUACAGGAAGUAGAAAGGAGGAAGAGGAGGACGAAGAUGAGAAUGGGAGAAAAGAAACUUCUUUACCAGUAGAUAUUGAAGAGACUGAAAACUUGGUAGUGUUGGGACUAUAAAGAAUUACUUGUUUGGAUUUGAGAAAUAUUUUGAUCAGUAUUAUACCAUUCCCAGUAUUAUAGAAGGAAUAGACUUGAUUUUUUUUUAAAGUGGAGAAAGGGAAAAGCAGUAGAAUUCAGAAAUCAGAAUAUGCAUCUCUUUAAAAAAUGUAAAACUGGAAUUGUCUGAUAUUUAAAAGUAACAUUUAGGACCUCCUCAUUAUUAAGGGAGUUUGUUUUCUACUGGUUUAAGGUAAGAGACAACCCCCAACUGCCAAAAUCAGAUAUCAUGUAAGUAUUUUUGUGAGGCGGGCGCCAGUUUUUCUUUUUCGAGUCGCGAACGCUGUGCGUUUGUCAGAAUGAAGUAUACAAGUCAAUGUUAUUUUUUUCCUUUUUAUAUAAUAAUUAUAUAACUUAUGCAUUUAUACACUACGAGUUGAUCUCGGCCAACCAAAGACACAAAAAAGGGACAAUCAAAAAUAUUGUGGCCUUGAAUUUUAACUCUGUAUGCUUAAUGUUUACAUUAUGAACUUAUUAGUACUUAGAAUGCAGAAUGUAUGUAAUAAAAUAAGCUUGGCCUAGCAUGGCAAUUCAGAUUUA